Venturia canescens is the source of this 2313-nucleotide messenger RNA. RefSeq lists its product as uncharacterized. Lineage: Eukaryota; Metazoa; Arthropoda; Insecta; Hymenoptera; Ichneumonidae. Bases 59 to 1276 code for a protein of 405 amino acids. The record is from RefSeq and is a predicted model, not a curated record. The transcript has 3 exons.
ACGUAUUUUUUUUUUCUCAUUGGGUUAUACGAAUAUUAAUUCAAAAUAUUAAGUUAAGAUGAGUAGAAAACGUGGAAGAACUGUUUCUACGGACAGCGAAGACAAGGAGAAUGAUUUAGACAAACGGAUCAAGAGAUUGGAAGAAUUAAUUUGGCGUAAAGAAAAGAAGAAAGAAAAGAGGAGGCGCAGGCGUCAACACAGUUCGAGACAUUCUCGUGACUCUUCGGACUCUCGUCGUAGCUAUGAGGGCCGUCAGAGUCAGACGUCGAGACAAUCGUUCAGCAAUGAUGAGUCUGAUGUAGAGAAAGAUCUUGUACAUGACCGAGAGCGGAAUAUAGUCGGAGAUACACAGACAGACGAGAAUGCUGCGAACGGGACAGAACAGCGAAAUGAGACGCCAGCUACGCACGGUGCGAAAGACAUGGCGAUAGAUGAUGAUCACUCUGUUCCUCUUCAAGUCCCGGAAACUCGAAUCGAUUCAGGCGACGUUGUUUUGGAUCCAAAGAUCCUCGAGGUAAUGGGGAAACGUUUCCUCGAGGACCGAGUUUUGGCUGCUGCUAUCCCAAAUGAUUUGGGCAUUCGUUGGGAAGAGAUUUUGAAGAGUGGCAUGCCAUCAGAGGACAGAGUAGCUCUGAUUAAAAAAUACCCACCGCCAAAGAACUGCUGCAUCAUUGAUCCUCCGAAGAUGAAUCCGGAGGUUCGAGCGUCUCUGCAAGAAAUGAUAAUUAAGAGAGAUGAACGUAUAGAAGCUAAACAAUCAAAGAUCGCAGCUUGUUUAGCGGCGGUUGGAAAAAUUUUUUCUAAUAUAUUGGAACGGCGCAAUGAUCCUGACAACCUGGAUAUUUUUGAACAACUCAGCGAUAUUGGAAGACUUCUCUCAGACUUACAACAUGACGAAUCGAAUAUCAGAAAAAGUUUAAUAUUGGCUAAUUUGAGUGCACCUUUCAAGGAAGUGUUAAGCGGGUCGACUCCUGACGAAUUGCUCUUCGGAAAACAGUUGGAAGAAAGAUUGAAGGCUGCAAAGACGUUGGAAAAUUGCAAGAGAGAUUUUAAGGCAACGUUGAAACCUCAAAACGGUAACAAUUCAAAAAACUCAAGAUUCCCGCCUCGUCGAUCACAAGGAAAUCAACGACAGGCCUCGUCAGCACCGGGCGGGAAAAAACUGCAGAGUACGAGGACUCAACAUGCUCUAACCAAUCGACGAGGCAUUCAGAGAUACGAAAACAACUGGAAAACCAGUCACAGAUACGACCAUCAUCGUCAGAAACGAUACUAGAGUCUAGAUCCACAUCCUCUAUGGAAAAAGAAUACCCUGGUUGUCGGACUUUUGUCAGGAGAGCAUUCGAGCUGAAAGGUAUUCCAGAAGAGUCAAUAGAGAUAAUGAUCGCUUCGCUUCGAGAUUCAUCACUCAAGCAAUACAACAGUUCAUUGAAGAAAUUGUGGGAUUUUUGCAUUGGAAGAGAAAUCAGCCCUUUCCAAAUUUCCAUCGAGAAUGUGAUGAUAUUACUUACUAAUGAGUAUAACACCGGAGCUUCACGAGGCUCUCUGAACUGCCUACGAUCGGCAAUAGCUUUAAUAAUGGGUCCUGAAAUAGGCCAGGAUUUUAGAAUACGGCGAUUAUUUAAAGGUGUGUCUGAAUUACGUCCAUCAAAACCAAAAUAUGAGCAGACAUGGGACCCAAAAAUUGUCUUAGAUUACAUACGUACUCUUGAUUCAAACGAGGAGAUGUCUCUCGAGAUGCUCUCAUUAAAAUUGGUUACUUUACUUUCGCUGGUAACCGGACAUCGAAUGCAAACUUUCUCUUUAAUUAAAAUACAAAAUAUCGAAAGACACGGAUCGUCUGUGCAAAUAAAGAUUCCAGAUAAAAUCAAAACUUCCGCAGCCAACAGAAAACAACCUCUACUAGUUCUGCCUUUUUUUGACGAGGACAGGACAAUCUGUGCGGCAGCUACAUUAGACUCCUAUUUGUUAAGAACAAGAAAUUUACGUGGAUCAACAGAGUCAUUAUUUAUUGCUUUUAAGAAGCCUCAUAAGACUGUUUCUUCUCAAACAUUAUGUCGAUGGACAAAGAAUAUGUUGGCUAAGAGCGGCCUUAAUACUCAGAUUUUUUCAGCUCACAGUACUCGACAUGCGUCAACGUCAACCGCUAAAAUUAAGGAUGUCAGUAUUGACAGUAUUAGAGCAACGGCAGGAUGGUCCAGCAACUCACAAACUUUUGCUCGUUUUUAUAACUUACCAAUAGUUCAUGAUAAGGAGGCAUUUGCCCGAGCUAUAUUGCAAUAGUUACAAAUAUUGUUUCGUAUAUGUGUUGUU